Molecule: messenger RNA, 849 nt
Organism: Quercus robur (English oak)
Lineage: Eukaryota; Viridiplantae; Streptophyta; Magnoliopsida; Fagales; Fagaceae
Exons: 1
Coding region: 1-849 (282 amino acids)
Source: RefSeq, a predicted model, not a curated record
AUGGGAAAUCAUGUGGUGCUUUUUAUCUUUGAUAAUAUGUCUGAAGAGGAAAGGAUCAUUGAAAAUCAACCUUGGAAUUUCGACAAGCAUUUGGUGGUCAUGGAAAAAUUUGAGGAGUCCUCGAAACUCAAUGAGUUAACUUUUGAUAAAGCGUGGUUUUGGGUGCAAGUUCAUGAUAUCCCAGUCCAUUUUAUGUCAAAACAAGUGGCAGAGAACAUUUGUGAUAUUGUUGGAGAGGUGCAUAGGUUGCCGGAAUCAACUGAGGAUGAUGGAGGAAAAUUCAUACGGGUUCGUGUUAGACUGGAUAUUAAUCUUUCGCUAUGCCGAGGGAGAGUUAUUACGGUGGAAAACGGUAAGAAGUCUUGGGUGCGGUUUCAAUAUGAGCGACUUCCAAAUAUAUGUUAUUGGUGUGCGAGUCUGAAUCACAAUGAUAGGGACUGUGAAGUGUGGAUUCAAAGCAGGGGAACAUUGACAUCAAAGCAAAAACAAUUUGGCCCCCAUCUUAGAGCCGAACCUUUCCAGUCAAGAGGGAAGAAUGUAUUUUUUGUUUCAAGAAUCCUUGACAAAGAGGUCCCCAAGACGAUGAAAACAAAGGUGUCAGAGGUUAACAAUGGUGUCCCAAUGGAGGUGGGAGUUCAUGGGAGUGACACGGUGGAGAUGGAGACAGGUAGGGCUGAUAGUGAAGAGGCUGAAACUCAUAAUGAGGUAAUGACUUCAUAUGGAAAGCAAUCAAUGAUGGUAGACCUUGGGAAGGAAACGGAAAAAUUAAAUUCCCACAAUAGCACAAUCUCGAAAAUCCCUCCUCUUAAUAAUUCGGGAUUGGCUUUGAAUGAGAGUAAUAUCAAUUAG